ACCUGCUAUUUCUUUUCCUUGUUGUCUUUUCUUUGUUUGUUUGUACUUCGUCAGCCGUUCGCCUUGUAUCACGUUGAAACACCAUCAUCAUCAUCAUCGUCAUCAUCCCUCCAAGUUUAUUUCUUUUUUGGUGGCUUUUUAGGGGGGUUGUACCUAGGUACAGUGCGUAAGGUAGCUUGGCGGGGGUUUGUGGAUUUUUUUUUUUUGGUUGGCUCGUUGGUUUUCUCUCUUUUUGCACUUUGCACUUUGCACCUUUUGCUUCUUUUUGUUGUUGUUUCCAAUUCGGGCAGCGUAUUCGUGAUGGUAUGUUUAGUUAGUUAGUCUUAGCGAUGUUACACAGCGGCAUCUGGGUGUGUGUAGGUAGGUAGGUACAUACCUGGUAUAUAGGUAUGUAUGUACUGGCAUGGCUCUAUACCUACUCACAACCGAGUAAGCCUCAAGGUUCUCCAUGUAUGUACGCCGCAGCGUGUUGCUGGGUAGGUAUCUACUAGGAAUAAUAUGUAAUGCACCUACCGCUACCUACCCUUGUAUGCAACUGGUGAGCUGCCAUCUUCCCGUCGGGUCGUCUGGCGCCGCCGCCACGGGCGUGCAGUUGUUCAAGGUUCUCAUGCAUUCUUUUUUGUCUAAUGCGGGGUGGUCAAUGGGGAAACGUCUUGCUUCCCUCCCACGAGGGUUGAUGGGCUUUUAGUGUGUGUGUGUGUGUGUGUGUGUGUGUG
This is a messenger RNA of Hypoxylon fragiforme, 716 nucleotides long. RefSeq lists its product as uncharacterized. Bases 449 to 688 code for a protein of 79 amino acids. The transcript has 2 exons. NCBI's taxonomy places the organism in Eukaryota, Fungi, Ascomycota, Sordariomycetes, Xylariales, Hypoxylaceae. The record is from RefSeq and is a predicted model, not a curated record.